Molecule: messenger RNA, 1401 nt
Organism: Anopheles funestus (African malaria mosquito)
Lineage: Eukaryota; Metazoa; Arthropoda; Insecta; Diptera; Culicidae
Gene: mora
Product: cysteine and histidine-rich domain-containing protein morgana
Exons: 3
Coding region: 200-1282 (360 amino acids)
Source: RefSeq, a predicted model, not a curated record
CGGCAGAAAAUAGUUUUGCAAAUACGCAUCUUCACGUUGUUUCUCGAACAUUCGCGUCGAUACAACAAGGAUAUAAUUAACUGGUUUAAGAAUUUAUUUCAUAGUGCACAUUUGAUCAGUUUAGGUAAUUGUCACCGGUAUCAACGGAAUACCAUAAACGGAGAAAAAUCUAAACACGAACGAAAGUACGCCCUGAACCAUGCCACCUAUGGUCGUCUGUUACAACAGAGGAUGUGGUCAAAGCUUUGACCCACAAAACAAUAGCGAAGAUUGCGUUCAUCAUCCUGGAGUACCAUUUUUCCACGAUGCCUACAAAGGAUGGACCUGCUGCAACAAGAAAAGCGUUGACUUUACUGAGUUUCUCAACAUCAAAGGUUGCACCCGUGGUUUACAUUCAAACGAAAAACCGCCAGAGCCAGAAAAACGUAAAGAAGACCCUUCGUUGGUGGACGAACCGGCCCCGGUUGAGGUGAAAAUCCGAGAACCGAUUCGUCCCAGUAUGGAACGUCCUUCGUUCGAGACUGCACUAACCUCGCUGGAUCCUUGGGUAGCACCGGCUUUCCGAAAGCAGAUUGACGAAAUGCCAGCUGUUACGGUGAAAAAGAAGAUCCCCACUGACAUUGCCGCUAUCGAAGCCGGCACGGUAUGUAAGCAUGGUGGCUGUAGCUGCACGUACGAAGAUGCCAAAACGAGUGAUAAACCAUGCGUGUACCAUCCGGGUGUGCCGAUCUUUCACGAGGGAAUGAAAUUUUGGUCAUGCUGUCAACGGAAAACUUCAGAUUUUACUGCCUUCAUGAAUCAGGCCGGGUGCGAAACGGGCAAGCACUUGUGGGUCAGUGAGGAGGAUGAAUCGAAAACGAUCAAGUGCAGGUUGGAUUGGCACCAAACGGCAACUACGGUCGUGGUGACGGUUUAUGCGAAAAACUAUCAUUACGCGAAGAGUUACGUCCGUGUAAAUCCGAUUCGAUUAGGUAUUUGCUUGGUGUUUCCGCAGCAGGAUGGAAACCAGUACAACGUGGAUAUGGAGUUGCGUGGGGUGAUUGAUGUGGCACAGUGUAAGGUUCAAAUGUUUGGCACAAAAGUAGAAAUAACGCUGGUCAAAGGGGAACCGGGUACGUGGGCCAAGCUUGACUUCCCCCGGGAGAAAAAGAGUGAACAGCAGAAGGAUGUUACCAACAAAGCGGACAACAGCAACAAUGCAGAGGACAAUGAUUCGGAUGUCGAUCUGGAUGAUUUGGAGCCAACUUUGCGUACGGCAACAAUAACAGAAGUAACGGAGUAAAGGGACGAAUCUUCUCUCUAAAAACACAGCAUUCGAUUCCUUGUCACCCAUCGUGGGACAUCGCCUCCAAAGCAUGCAAUAAAUUGGAACAGGUCCCGUAAGGUAUAACUUUCACUGUA